Molecule: messenger RNA, 643 nt
Organism: Cryptococcus amylolentus CBS 6039
Lineage: Eukaryota; Fungi; Basidiomycota; Tremellomycetes; Tremellales; Cryptococcaceae
Exons: 7
Coding region: 33-509 (158 amino acids)
Biological process (GO): protein sumoylation
Cellular component (GO): nucleus
Molecular function (GO): SUMO conjugating enzyme activity
Source: RefSeq, a predicted model, not a curated record
UUUCUGUUCUGUAUCGUUUUCAGCAACACAAAAUGUCUAAUCUAGCACAGGCCCGUCUUCACGAGGAGAGAAAGCAGUGGAGGAAGGACCACCCGUUUGGAUUUUACGCUAAGCCGCUCAAGAAUGCCGAUGGGACACUCAACAUCAUGAGCUGGGAAGUUGGAAUACCAGGAAAGGCAGGGACUGACUGGGAAGGGGGCGUAUAUGUGGUGAAGAUGGUCUUCCCCGAUGACUUCCCUACAAAACCCCCCAAGUGCAAAUUUGACCCUCCCCUCUACCAUCCCAACGUCUACCCAUCCGGCACCAUCUGUCUUUCAAUCCUCGACGAGGAAAAGUCAUGGAAACCAUCUAUCACCAUCAAACAGAUUGUCUUGGGUGUGCAGGACCUCUUGAACAACGCAAAUGUCAACGACCCGGCGCAGGUGGAGGCUUAUCAAAUGUUCAAAAAUGAUCGCCCGACGUAUGACAAGCGAAUCAGGGCGCAAGCCAUUGAGCGUCGUCCGAAAUAGACACGUCGUCUUCUCUUUGGCCGUUAUGUUGCUUGAUUGUAGAUUAGUCUUCUUUGCUUUCUUUACCAGGGAUUUGUAGUAACAAGGAUGGGUCAUCUCCUCCUUCUAGCAUGAUGCAUAUAUUGAUGUGUCCG